AUGUCGCCCCCGGUUCGCACUCCCACACAGGCGAUCCACAUUGAGCCUCUGCUCCCUCACCCUCUGCUCCCUCACCCUCUGCUCCCUAAUCCUCUUCUCCCUAAUCCUCUGCUCCCAAACCCUCUACUCCCUCACCCUCUGCUCACUAACCCUCUGCUCCCUAAUCCUCUGCUCACUAACCCUCUGCACCCUCUGCUCCCUAACCCUCUGCUCCUUAACCCUCUGCUCCCUAACCCUCUGCUCCCUAACCCUCUGCUCACUAACCCUCUGCACCCUCUGCUCCCUAACCCUCUGCUCCCUAACCCUCUGCUCCUCCCUAACCCUCUGCUCCCUAACCCUCUGCUCCCUAAUCCUCUGCUCCCUAAUCCUCUGCUCCUUAACCCUCUGCUCCCUAACCCUCUGCACCCUCUGCUCCCUAACCUUCUGCUCACUAACCCUCUGCUCCCUAACCCUCUGCUCACUAACCCUCUGCUCCCUAACUCUCUGCUCCCUCACCCUCUGCUCCCUAACCCUCUGCUCCCUAAUCCUCUGCUCCCUCACCCUUUGCUCCCUAACCCUCUGCUCCCUAACCCUCUGCUCCCUAACUCUCUGCUCCCUCACCCUCUGCUCCCUAACCCUCUGCUCCCUAAUCCUCUGCUCCCUCACCCUCUGCUCCCUAACCCUCUGCUCCCUAAUCCUCUGCUCCCUAACCCUCUGCACCCUCUGCUCCCUAACCUUCUGCUCACUAACCCUCUGCUCCCUAACCCUCUGCUCACUAACCCUCUGCACCCUCUGCUCCCUAACCCUCUGCUCCCUAACUCUCUGCUCCCUCACCCUCUGCUCCCUAACCCUCUGCUCCCUAAUCCUCUGCUCCCUCACCCUCUGCUCCCUAACCCUCUGCUCCCUAAUCCUCUGCUCCCAAACCCUCUGCUCCCUAACCCUCUGCUCCCUAACCCUCUGCCCCCUCACCCUCUGCUCCCAAAACCUCUGCUCUCUCACCCUCUGCCCCCUCACCCUCUGCCCCCUCACCCUCUGCUCCCUAACCCUCUGCUCCCUAACCCUCUGCUCCCUAACCCUCUGCUCACUCACCCUCUGCUCCCUAACCCUCUGCUCCCUAACCCUCUGCUCCCUAACCCUCUGCUCACUAACCCUCUGCUCCCAAACCCUCUGCUCCCUCACCCUCUGCCCCCUCACCCUCUGCUCCCAAACCCUCUGCUCCCUCACCCUCUGCUCCCUAACCCUCUGCUCACUAACCCUCUGCACCCUCUGCUCCCUAACCCUCUGCUCCCUCACCCUCUGCUCCCUAACCCUCUGCUCCCUCACCCUCUGCUCCCUAACCCUCUGCUCCCUAACCCUCUGCUCCCUAACCCUCCCUCUCAUUGA
Molecule: messenger RNA, 1362 nt
Organism: Knipowitschia caucasica
Lineage: Eukaryota; Metazoa; Chordata; Actinopteri; Gobiiformes; Gobiidae
Source: the annotation of a GenBank genome assembly